This is a messenger RNA of Bipolaris zeicola 26-R-13, 192 nucleotides long. RefSeq lists its product as uncharacterized. Bases 1 to 192 code for a protein of 63 amino acids. Lineage: Eukaryota; Fungi; Ascomycota; Dothideomycetes; Pleosporales; Pleosporaceae. The transcript has a single exon. The record is from RefSeq and is a predicted model, not a curated record.
AUGCACACGGCGCCACGAAGACGCAAGGGGCCGGAACGGAAAAACGAAGAACCAGGGUAUCGGGACGAUAGCCCUAGGGGGGGAGGUAAUGUUACAAGUAACAAGAAGGAUUCUCUCCUUGACAAGGGACGAAGAUGGCGGAAGGCCUAUGGACGUCCACGUCAGAAGGUAAUAAUCAACGCGGGGCGCUGA